AUGCUCGCGUGGCUCAGCGGGCAUCUUCUGGAGCUCAAGGUCCAAGGCCAGCUGGGCCAGCCACCACGCCUGGACUGUCCAGAGACUUGGUUCCGGCACUUCGACUUUCAGAACUCCGGGCGGCUCACCAAGUCCGAGCUGCUCCGGGGCGUGGUGAAGGCCUUCGACUGCUCGCAGCUGGCGGCCCCGGGGACGCCCUCGCGGAGGGCGCGGAGCGCCGGGGUCCUGAAGCUCCGGGAUCUCGUGGAGGCGGUCUGGGACGAGGAGCGCUGGGCGUCCGGCGUGCCCUUGGAGGAUUUCCUGGGCAGCAGCGGCCUGGCCGAGCGCCUGCGAGCAGCGCUGCCGCAGCCGCCGCAGCCGCAGCCCGGGCAAGCGAGUGGACCUGCAAGCAGGUCGGCAGACACGAAACCGCCGACUGUCAGCGUGGAGGAGGCACUGCGUCUCGCACGAGCCAGUGACUUCAAGACCGUGCAGGAGGACGAAGCGCGAGCCAAGGUACGGGCGGAGAAGCAGCGCCAGCCGCUGACGCAAUCUCCGAGCCGGGACGCGGAGCCCAGGAGGCCCGGCGGCCCUCCGCAGGGUGGCGCUCAGGUGCUGCUGGCUUCGCUUCUGGAGGCCGCCCGGGAGGAGGGCCGACUUGGA
Molecule: messenger RNA, 642 nt
Organism: Symbiodinium necroappetens
Lineage: Eukaryota; Dinophyceae; Suessiales; Symbiodiniaceae
Source: the annotation of a GenBank genome assembly